Molecule: messenger RNA, 857 nt
Organism: Chelmon rostratus (copperband butterflyfish)
Lineage: Eukaryota; Metazoa; Chordata; Actinopteri; Chaetodontiformes; Chaetodontidae
Product: L-rhamnose-binding lectin SML-like
Exons: 10
Coding region: 16-810 (264 amino acids)
Molecular function (GO): carbohydrate binding
Source: RefSeq, a predicted model, not a curated record
CUGACGGGAAGAGACAUGAAUGAGUCUAUUUUUUGUCAGGCUGGAAAAACCAGAGGGAAAAACCAUCUCUGGACUGCCACCAUUAGUCCCGCUGUUGACCUCAGACUGGAUCCUCUAAAAACCAUGCUCCUCUUCAGACUCAGCACCACACUGUUGCUGGCAGCAGCAUGCUCACUCAUGACAGCAGUUGUUUCCACAGAGACAGUUAUCACCUGUGGCAGCAGCAACAAUGUCCAGCGCCUGAGCUGUGACAACGGAGUGAUCCGUGUGAAGGAAGCACUGUAUGGACGAGCAGACAAAGAGACCUGCAGUGAGGGCCGACCUAAACAACAGCUUGUCAAUACACAGUGCUCUCAAAAGGGCACAGUGAACAUCCUCAGGAAGAGGUGUGAUGGAAAGAAGGUGUGCGAACUGAACAUAAAUGUGGUCCAAACCCCUGAUCCCUGCUUUGGCAUCUACAAAUACCUGGAAACCAACUACACCUGCUUCCCAGCAAUUCACCUCGUUGCAUGUGAGCACUCUCUGGCACAUUUGUUUUGCGAUGAAGGGCAGGUAAUAUUUGUCUACGGUGCUGACUAUGGACGUCGCGACCAGACCACAUGCUUUUACCAACGGCCUGCCUCUCAGUUUGAGAAUGUAUACUGCUCAGCCCCCACGAGUAAAGUUGCUGAAAGCUGUAAUGGGAAAAACCACUGUACUAUCAUGGUGAGCAACUCAGUGUUCGGAGACCCCUGUGUUGGGACUUACAAGUACCUGGAGGUAGCUUAUGUAUGCCAAUAUCCUGGGGUCAUUCCAAAGCAGCCUUCGUAAACAAACUGAAAUCACAGUCAUAUCACAAUAAACAUGCACUAAAUGAA